This is a messenger RNA of Anguilla anguilla (European eel), 6464 nucleotides long. Its product is annotated as serine/threonine-protein kinase 35-like. NCBI's taxonomy places the organism in Eukaryota, Metazoa, Chordata, Actinopteri, Anguilliformes, Anguillidae. Gene Ontology annotation, biological process: autophagosome organization; positive regulation of autophagy; autophagy. Gene Ontology annotation, molecular function: ATP binding; protein serine/threonine kinase activity. The coding region runs from base 216 to 1439 and encodes 407 amino acids. The transcript is spliced from 3 exons. Gene Ontology annotation, cellular component: cytoplasm; autophagosome. The record is from RefSeq and is a predicted model, not a curated record.
UCAAUGGUUCAGACAGUCAUGUCUAUUUAGUUCAAACAAUUUGAACGUCGAAGAAUGCCUCCUGAUGAGAAGUGAACUUUUUUAAUGAGUACCAGACGGAAGUUCUCGCUUAACCCUCUUUCGGUAGAAUAAAUAAUCGAAGCAUUUUAAUGAGUAAUGUGUGGAGAAAACCCUUCUUUUCUUAAACGUUUGGUUAUAACCUGACGAAGAAGCCCAUGGAUACAGGUGAAAAGGGGAGGAGACGGAAACAAAGUGUGCGAGCCAGCGGCUCGGUGCUAGGGUUGAAGAAUGAAAAAAUCAAAAAGGAAGAGGUGCAUGUUUUAAAAUCAUUGACUGUAGCGAAUACAGAAGACAAUGACGUUCUAAUGGAGGAUGACCGCUAUCCCGGCAGCUUUCGUAAGAGCGGGAAAUUGGAGCGUAGGGUAAUGGCACCGAGAUACAGUUUGUUGCGAGAGGUGGGACGAGGAAGCUAUGGCGUGGUGUACGAGGCCAUUGCGCGGAGGUCGGGUGCAAGGGUAGCGGUAAAGAAACUUCGCUGCGACGCUCCUGAAAAUGUCGAGCUUGCGCUCGCCGAGUUUUGGGCCUUGACAAGCCUUGAGAAGCGACAUGAGAAUGUGGUGCAGCUGGAAGAAUGCGUUUUGCAAAAGAACGGUUUGGCACAGAAAAUGAGCCAUGGGAACAAGCGAUCCAGGCAGUAUUUGCGGUUGGUGGAGACUUCACUUAAAGGUGAGAGAGUUUUGGGGUACCCUGAGGAGCCCUGCUACCUGUGGUUUGUGAUGGAGUUUUGUGAGGGCGGGGACCUCAACCAGUUCAUCCUCUCUCGCCGUCCGGACCCCCGAACCAACAAGAGCUUCAUGCUGCAGCUCACAAGUGCGGUGGCCUUCCUCCACAAGAACAACAUUGUCCACCGGGACCUUAAGCCGGACAACAUCCUGAUCUCAGAGAAGUCGGGUGCGCCCGUACUCAAGGUGGCCGACUUCGGCCUGAGCAAGGUGUGUGCGGGCCUGGGCGGGAGGGAAAAGGAAGGGGAAGACGGGAGCAAGAACGUCAAUGUCAACAAGUUCUGGCUGUCAUCGGCCUGCGGCUCGGACUUCUACAUGGCCCCCGAGGUGUGGGAGGGCCACUACACGGCAAAAGCGGACAUCUUCGCUCUGGGAAUCAUCAUAUGGGCCAUGAUCGAGAGGAUCACCUUCAUCGACGCCGAGUCCAAGCGGGAGCUCUUGGGCACGUACGUGCGGCAGGGGACCGAGAUCGUGCCAGUCGGGGAAGCGCUCUUGGAAAACCCAAAGAUGGUGCUCCACAUCCCCCAGAAACGCAGGACUUCUAUGUCUGAUGGGAUUAGAAAGCUCCUCCAGGACAUGCUGGCGGUCAACCCCCAGGACCGGCCCGACGCCUUCGAACUAGAGAACCGAAUGGACCAGGUCACAUGUGCCGCGUGAGGUUCAGAAGUUGAGUGAAUGCAUUCUUUGUUUUCCAGAUUUGUUUACGUCCAUUGCCUGAGGUUCUGCUUUUUUUUUUUGGGAGGUGGAAAAAGGGACUGAUCUUCUGAACUGUGAAACUUCCACUGUUAAAUGUGAAGAAAAAGGAAAUGGAAUAGCCUAAAUGGAGCCACUUGAGCAUACAUAGGACACAGGAAAUGGGAUAUCCUAUGCAAUGCAUUUGCACAAAGUCAGGUUUAUGUUUUCAAAUGUGCAUUUUUUUCAAAGCCUACCUAAUUAAAACUGCUUUUUGAAAUUUGUUUACCUUAUUUAGCAUAGAACUUAUUUGUACGUGGUAAUACUGGAAUAGCUAUGGAUAACCUAGGGAUUCAUUUCUGUGAUUAUGUUGAAAAUUGAGAUUUCUUUUGUUUGUGUUUGCCAUUGGAUAUUGUUUUAUUUAGGCCAAUUCAUAACAAAGUCCUCUGCUCCUAUGGGUGGGUUGGCUUUUGGAUUGAGCCAGUUUUAACCAUUCUCACCAAGGGUUCUCAGAGCAAGGCCACCUAGUCACAUUGUAUAUCGAGUCAUUGUCCCUGUAUUCAACACCUCAGGACCAAUUUUGUCAUUUUCACCAAGUUUUCUAGUCUUCCCAUGAAAUUAUCCUUUCAUGUUCUUGUUGUCGAGAAAAAAAAAAAAACACUUUGAUCAUUUCUGCUUGUAGAUCUGUGGUCUCAAAAGCCGUUACUGAAGCUCAUGUUUUUGGUGUAUUUUCCAAGUUUACAGAAGUAUGAUGCCCAAGGUAAAAUUUCUGAUUCAGUCUGUAGCUGAAAGGAAUUUAUGAAUGUGAACUGUUGAACAUACAUGUGCCAUUACCUUUAUUGUGAUUUUGGUAACAAAAGACAUUCGUAUUGAAAAUUGAAAUUAAGCAUGGCUUCUGUUUUUACCCCUCUAACCUUGGUGCCUUGGAACAUUUAUUAGUUAGAUGAGUGACUAAUUUGUCAAUUUUUGCAUGCAGUAAAUGCUCUUUUCGCCAUAUUUUGCAGUUUUUUUGUUGAAGGUGUGCAUUUAUUCCCUCAGAUGCUGUUUUUAAACAUGAGAGAUUAAGAAUGAUGAAUGAUAACUCUUGGAUGCCGUAUAAUGAUGGAUCGACCUGUAGAGAUUUAAUCUCGAUUAAUUCUUACCAAUUUUUAUGUUUAUUGAAACAAUUCCUUCCAGUUAUUCAUUCAUUGCAUUUGCCCACAGAUUACAGUACGGUACAGACUGUAAAGGGAUCCGCUAAACUGGAAUACUUAAGCUUGUUCAAAGCUAUUAUAAGUUACUAUUAAGUGUCCUGCUUGCAAGUAUGUCUAUAUGCAUAAUGGAACAUAUUCUUUUCCAAGUGGGAUGUAAAAAUGUCAAAGGCAAGCAAUCUAACUGAGUUGGGAUUCAAUCAACAUUUGUUCUUUGACUUAUAAAUACAUGCAAGUGCCAGCUCACCCUUUUUUUGGCUGGACUGAAACAGCAGGGCAAGCCCUACAAACGCGAAUGUCUGUGACUGAGUGACCGAGUGAUGAAGUUACACCAUUGGUCGGCCAGAUGAAGUAUGUUAGGUCCAGCCAUAUACUAGGUUUUGACCAGGUCUUGUUUUUUUUUUUUUUAGAAUUUUAUUUUGGUUUGAUAGCUGAACUUGCCAAAGGGUGUUUGUAAAAAGAGAAAUAAAUAAAAACACUUGCAUUUUAACUAUGAUUCCAAGUUAAAGACAAAUUUUGACUAUUGUUUCAAUACUCCAAAAAGGAAAAAAAUGCCUAAAUUGAAUUGUACAGUGUAUAUCAUAACUGGUAAUAGUAGAGUAGGUUCACUGAAGCAAGCUAAUAUCAGUUUGAAUAAAAACUGCAUGGUGUUAUAAAACGAGAGCUUGCUAUCAGAACUCUUAAUAUAGUGCUUUGGCUUGAUUUCGUCAGUCUACCCCAGUAUCUAAAGGACACAAUUAUCUCCUUUGAUUGGAUUGUACAGUAGGAUUAAGUUUAACGAGCGGAACACUCCUACUACUAGCUAUAUGGGAUCAGUUUCAGUUUGUAUGGUCUUUCUCAUGUUUGUAUUUCACUUCCAUUUAUUUAAUGGCCUGUACACAUUUGCAUCAAUGAACUGUGAUGGUGGAUUGAGCUCAUUUGUAUUUUACUGCGUAUAGCCACUAGACCUCUCACGGCAAUGCCUCAAGGAAUGUCGAGUCGAAACUUGUGAAGAUAUUUCAAAAUGUAAGCUGUUUUUCGAUUCCUAAACCUUUUUCUGCAGUUAGCCCUUAUGUGCAUUUGUUUGCAGUAGAAUUGUUUACACCCAGACUAUGUGCUGUUGAUCACACUAGGCUGAAAUGUGCUUUUGUCCUGCAUCACAGCUCAGAACUAUGUGAUUUGCACUUUGAAUGGACAUGCGUAUUCUUCAGGACCACAGACACGGAUCACUCCAAUCAAACCACAGAUAUUGUUAUACCUCCCUGUUAUGUAACACUACUAACUUAACAGUACUACAUGCAUGUCAUUUAUCUAUUUGUAAUGAUACCUCAGGUUGGAGCAGUUGGAAGUUUUGGCUUCUUUUUCUCCAGAGUGACUGGUAGAUGUAAUGCUAUUAAAAAUGUCUUUCAAUCCUUCCGGUCGCUUCUCCAGCUUGCCUCGCAUGCCCUGCUAUCCCAACAUGCCUUGUGGCCACAAGAAAUUGCAUUGAAAAUGAAUGAAGGCGAUGUAGUCACCUGACAAAUUUGCUUCUCGUUAGAGGGUGUGUGGCUUCACCCUUACACCAAAAGUGGCACUCCUGCAAGGCGCGAUUCUUUUGCUUCGACUACCAAGUCUUCCAUAACUAAUUUUCUUUAUCGUGUUAUGUUCCAGCUUGGAUAGGUAGCUAGCUAAACAAGCUGAAAACCUUUUUACCCAAAUUGCUAACUAGCCAGAGUUACGUUCUACUUCCCAACUCCAUAGCCAACAGUUUUUAGCAGAUAACUGGCUCAGUUGACUUACUUAACUAGAUACUUGGGUAGCUAGUUCAACACUCUGUUAACUACUUAGUACAUUGGAACAUCAUUUCAUAACACUGUUGGCUAGAUUUGCAGUGGUUGCUGAUAGUUUUAUUGCAGCCAGUUAAAUGUUCUAGAUCUGGCAAUAAUUACAGAAUUUGCUGUACAGGCUUCUACACACACAUGUGCACAUAACCACCUUGCAAAUGCAUUUAGAUGGCUAUCUGCAAGGUCUGUUUUUUUUUUGUUGUUUUUUUCCCCCAACUUGCAUACUGUACAGAAAGCCAAUGAAAUCCAAAGUGGAUCCCCUCGGACUCAAAAUGAGACACCAGAAGGGAACGCCCACCUUAGGAAGUUGUCAUUUUCAGUGCCAGCAACGCAUACCUGCGACACUGCGCAGAAAAAUGCUUUUGGUGUAAAUCCGGCAUAAGCCUUGAGACAUGAUUCUGAUUAUUCCUUAUCUGGUACUACCUCAUGGACCAUGCUCCUCACAAGAUUUACUUUGCUUAAGCUAUCGAGUGUACUUCAGGUAUUACAUAUUGGCUGAGGAUAGAGGGGGCAGAGAUUUAGAGGGAACCACAAUCCUGUUGUGCUAAUUUGAUUAAUGCAGCUGUAAUGAAAGUAUCAGACUGGUAAUGGGGUUCGGUUUCAGAUGGGUCAAACUCAACAGACCAGUAUUUUCUGAAGUUCCUUCUGUAGUUAUGAACCUGACGGUGCUGGUUCACAGUUGCAUUGAACAGAUCUGAAAGACUGGAUUUGAAGUCAGUGGACAGAACUCUAUCUAAUUCAUGGGAGCAGUGGUUUUCACUUGCUCAGUCUGACUGCCAUGUUCUCGGUCUCAAAGCUAAUUUGGUCUGUGUACAGUUUCUGUAUUUCUGUUGAUUGUUCAUGAAGCUUGGCUUUUUGAAAACAUUGCUUUGUAGGGGUGUAUUUCGUGUGGCGUAUUAAGAGUGCUGUGUUUUGGGAAGAGCUCUUUUGCAUGAAGUCUAACAGGAGCCUACAUCUGCCAUUGUAGAACCAUGAAACACAUUCUCUGUUAAUAUUUGGAGAUAUUUGUUGCUUGUUUUAGCCAUUUUGAUUUGCCAUGGGUAACAUUUAGUUCAUCAUUCAACUUUUAAGGAUAAACUCAUUCUAAUGGCCACCUGUUUUCCCAAGCCUCUUUCCAGUUUAUUGUGCUCUUUAGUGCAUUUGCAUAUAUACCUCAUAAUUCAGACUUUAGUGCUCACGAUUCUUUUCCAAUUAAGACCGAGAAAUGUCUAGCAUGGGCUUCCUAUUGUGUGUCUUUUACCGAAAGGAUCGGUGCAGAUUUGGCCUGUAGCGUCUGCUUGUUUAAUGAUGAAUCUCUACUGUGAGUGAGUUGAGGUUGAGCGAUUCUGCUCUUUGUGAUUUAUGUGGAAAUUAUUCAGGUGGGACUCCGCAAAUGCAUUUACUGUUCCUAUUUACUUUUCAGUUUAUGUUCACCAACUGAAAGCUUACUUAGAGCUCAAAACCCUUGCGUCACAGUCUUGUCCUUCCCGACCUUGUAGGUUUUGUCUGUUGCAUGACCACUAAAGUGUGUGUAAAGUACGUGCUUUAAAAUGGCUCUCUCCCGAUGUUUUGUGAAUUCCCCAUUGCUGCUGGUAUUUUUACGUCAGUUUUAGCAACGGUCUGAAAGGUGAAAUGCGUUUGACUAGCACAGCACUCUCUGGUGUCAUUUCCUGUUCUGCAGGACGCACCAGUGACCUCUGACCUCUGGCACAGUAUUGGGUUUUCUCUUGCUCCAUGUGGAAAAUUAACUUGACAAACUCCUAUGCAACCUCCUCUCACUGGAAAAACACUGUGCAAAGCUUUUUUUAAUACUCAAGCUUGUACGCUUCUGAUCAGCUUCACUUGGUUUGGAGGAGCACAGUAUAUUACAAUGUAAUGUGACAUUCUCCUUUUAAAAGUCUAAUGUUAUGGACAGUUUUGGCUGAAGAACUGGAGCCAAAAUGUGUUGGUGAUCAAUUUUGUUGUUUUUGUGUUUGUUUUCUUUCUCCUGUGUAAAUAAGUUGACUUCUGUUUGUCUUAAUAAAUGAUCAGAAAUUAAA